Thlaspi arvense is the source of this 1287-nucleotide messenger RNA. NCBI's taxonomy places the organism in Eukaryota, Viridiplantae, Streptophyta, Magnoliopsida, Brassicales, Brassicaceae. The record is from the annotation of a GenBank genome assembly.
AAUAAGAGUUUAAAGUACCACAAGAAAGAGUGGAACUAACACAUAACAAAAUGAUGAUCCUAAGGCUGGCUCUAGCCGCCUUCUUCUCCGCCUCCGUGGCCGCACAAUCAGCCUUAACGACGUCGCUUAUAACCUAUAUAUUUGGCGACUCGUUAACCGAAGUUGGUAACAACAAUUAUUUGCAAUAUUCGCUUGCGAGAUCAGACUUUCCAUGGUAUGGUGUUGAUUUCUCCGGCGGAAAAGCUACCGGAAGAUUCACCAACGGUCGAACUAUCGGCGAUAUCAUAUCUACGAAGCUUGGGAUUCCAUCGCCACCACCAUAUCUGUCGUUAUUACGAAACGACGAUGCAUUUCUCAACGGUAUCAAUUACGCAUCUGGAGGAGCUGGAAUCCUCAACGAAACCGGCCUUUACUUCAUUCAAAGGUUGACGUUUGACGAUCAAAUAAUUUGUUUCAAGAAAACUAAAGAAGUUAUUAGAGCAAAAAUCGGAGAUAGAGCUGCGAACAAGCAUGUAAAUGAUGCCAUGUACUUCAUUGGCUUAGGAAGCAAUGACUAUGUAAACAAUUUCUUGCAGCCAUUUAUGGCAGAUGGGCAACAAUAUACACAUGACGAGUUUGUCGAACUCUUGACCUCAACCCUACACAAUCAGCUUACGACGGUAUACGAACUAGGAGCGAGGAAAGUAAUAUUUCAUGGACUAGGACCAUUAGGAUGUAUCCCAUCACAAAGAGUGAAGUCAAAGACAGGCAUGUGUCUUAAGCGUGUUAACGAAUGGGUAAUGGAGUUUAAUUCAAGAACCAAGAAGCUUCUGCAAGAUCUCAACAAGAAGCUUCCCGGAGCUAAAUUUGCCUUUGCCGAUACUUAUCCCGCCGUCCUGGAUCUCAUCAAUAAUCCCACUCACUAUGGGUUUAAGGUGGCGAACACGUCGUGUUGCAACGUAGACACGAGCGUUGGAGGUCUUUGUCUUCCCAAUUCAAAGAUGUGUAAAAACCGUAAGGACUUUGUCUUUUGGGACGCAUUUCAUCCGUCCGAUUCAGCUAAUCAAAUCUUGGCCGAUCAACUUUUCUCUUCUCUUCUCUCUUCUUCUCCUUCUCCUGCUCCCGCUCCUAACCGCCACUAGUAUAUAAAAAAAAGCGUAUUAAACCAGUCUCUUGUUAUCUACUCUUUAUGCCGGAACUACUUAAUUCAUAGAUGCAUGUGUAAUUAAUUAUAUGUUCUUGAUGUAACCAUCGGGACAAGUAUAUAUGUGUAACUUGUGUAGUUACACAAGUAUUUUUUAUUUUGAG